AUGACCGACGGUGAUGACCACACAGUCAGCCCCUCAGCGGCGGCCCUCGCCAUCCCACAGUUCACCUUUGAGGACCUUCGCGAGCGGCUGGGCAGUGUGUUAAGAAGAGACGCCGCAGCUGUAGUCUACUCCCUCGAGGGCUAUCCAAACCUCGCUGUGCAGGAGAUCCUCCUCGAUGGCCUGGACAAGGGGGAUCUGGACGCCAUCAAGACAAGAUUGACCGUCAUCCUUACCCUCUCCCACCCGGGGGUCCUCAAGCACCACCAAGUAGUCGAGGACGAGGGCCUCAUCUACGUCGUCACGGACCGGCACGACAGGACCCUCGAGCGCCUCCUCACCGAGCACAAACGAAGGAAGAUCCCCGUGUCUGCCGGCGUGAUCCUCUCCGUCAUGAAACAGCUCGCCGCCGCCCUCGCCUAUCUUCAUGGUCUCAGCGGGGUAGGUGCUAAUGGGCUUGUCCACUGCGACCUCAGGCCUGCCAACGUCCUCAUCAGCGCAGACGGGGAGCGCUUCGUCAUCGCCGACUUCGGCCUCUGCAGAAACACAUUGUGGAGUGAGAGCACCAUUGCAGGCAUGGCAGUAUACAUGGCCCCCGAGAUGCUCCUCCACAACGAGCCCAGCCCCGCCUCCGAUGUGUGGAGCCUCGGGGUCAUCCUCUACGAGAUGGCCACUCUGAGGAGACCGGACUUCCUGAAAGGUAAAGACCCAAAAGACGUCUUCGUCGACAGGUGGAGGCCGGACCUGAGCAGUGUCACCGAUGGCUUCAUAAAGAGUGUUCUGGAGAGGAUAUUCGUGCUGGAGCCAGAGGAAAGACUGACAGCCAGGGAGCUGCACGAGACGCUCACUGCGGCUGACAUCCCAGUUGGUGAGCUGGGGGCUCAGUACGCGAUGCUGAAGUACGAAUGCGGAUCCCUGAAGGCCGCUCUGAACAGUGCUAACGCUAGGAUUGCUACUCUUGAGGCAGCCCUCGACGCCAGGUCUACUGAGAUGGUGUCUCAGUCAACCGAGACUGCCUCUCUCAAGGACGCACUUGAAGAUCAGUGCAAGGAGCAUCUGGCCAUGAUUAAGGCACUAGAGAAUAGAUUCACAGAAUUUAGUGGUGGGAUGAACACGAGUAGCUCCCAGAUCAACCUCUCUGCGCUGCCUCAACUGAUCCGUGCUGCACACACGAAUGACAUGGAGACUGUCCGGAUGCUGGUCAGCGAAGGGAUUGGCAUCGGCCAGCGCGACGAGCAGGGGAUGACGGCCCUUAUGCACGCGGCCCAGCAAGGGCACGUUGGCCCUGUCAGGCUGCUUGUUGAGAGGGGGAAUGGCCUCCAGGAUAGGAACGGCUGGACUGCGCUCAUGCACGCCGCACACAACGGCCACCCUGGGGCGGCUAGGAUCCUCGCUCCUUACGAGUACUGGAGGAGAGACAACAACGGCCGCACCGCCCUGAUGAUGGCCACACAGCAAGGGAGCCUUGAAGUGGUAAAGCUCCUUCUUGAUCAUGAGAAGGGGCUGAAAGAUAAGCAACAUCACAACGCCCUAUACCAUGCUCUCGAGAAUGGCCACUUAGGGGUUGCCGAGAUGAUCAUUCCCUACGAGGACCCCACAGAUGAGAAGGGCGUCACGGCACUCAUGAGAGCCGCAGCCAGAGGGGACACUGGGAUGGUAAGGCUGCUUAUACCAGUUCAGAAAGGAAUAAAGGAUAGCAAUGGGGACACAGCGUUCAUGCACGCCCUCAAGAAUCAGCACGCAGACAUAGCUCUGCUUCUUCGCGAGCAUGAGGCCCCCUCGUGGACCCCGCUCAUGUGCGCGGCCUUCACUGGAGACGUUACCAUGGUGAGGAGGCACUUCCAUGAGAGAGACGUGAAGAACAGCGACGGCGAGACUGCGCUGGUGAUUGCUGCAAGGAAAGGAUACAGGGAAAUCGUCGAGCUCCUCGAUCCCACAGAUGAGAAUGGCGUCACAGCGCUCAUGCGAGCUGUUGACAGAAACGAUCUGAUGGCUGUGAAGGCCCUCCUUCCUCUCCAGGGGGGACAGAAAGCGACGGGGGAUGUCAGGAUAGGCAAGCUGAUUAUAUACGGUGGAACGGCGCUGAUGAUAGCAGCAGCACGUGGUCACACAAGGAUAGUGGAACUGCUCGUGGAGAAGGAGGGCGGGAUGCAGACAAGUUAUGGUUCGACAGCCCUCAUAAGGGCAGCGGAGAAUGGUCACACAGACUGUGUUAGACUACUAGUAAAGAAGGAGGGCGGGGUACAGAAUAAGUAUGGAUGGACAGCUCUCAUGAGUGCAGCACAGAAUGGCUAUACAAGGAUAGUGGAAGUACUCCUGGAAAAGGAAGGGGGUAUGCAAAGGAGUGACGGCCAGACAGCCCUCAUGAGUGCAACACAGUAUGGUCAUACAGACUGCACUAGAAUAUUGCUAGAGAAGGAGGGUGGGAUGCAGAACAAUGGUGGUUCGACAGCCCUCAUGUUCGCAGUAAGGUAUGGCCACCUAGAGUGUGUUAAGCUACUCCUAGAGAAGGAGAAGAACAUAGACAGGAGGAAGCUCUUGAACACAGCCGAGGGAAAUGAAGAGAUACUAGCGAUCCUCUCGAAGUAG
Messenger RNA from Giardia duodenalis, 2586 nucleotides. Its product is annotated as Kinase, NEK. Bases 1 to 2586 code for a protein of 861 amino acids. The transcript has a single exon. Gene Ontology annotation, molecular function: protein kinase activity; protein binding; ATP binding. The record is from RefSeq and is a predicted model, not a curated record. Gene Ontology annotation, biological process: protein phosphorylation. NCBI's taxonomy places the organism in Eukaryota, Fornicata, Diplomonadida, Hexamitidae.